ACGUUUUGAUUAAAAUAACAUUACACGAUGGAAGAAUAUAGCCGUGCACCAUGCCCUAUAAGAAUUUUAGAAGAUAUGGGAGGUGCAUUUGCUCUAGGUCUUAUUGGAGGAGGAAUUUUUCAAAGUUUUAAAGGUUUUCGAAAUGCGCCAGUAGGUUUUGACAGGCGAUUAAAAAGUGCAUAUUUUACAAUGAAAACUAGAGCGCCACCAUAUGGUGGUAGUUUUGCUGUUUGGGGUGGUGUAUUCGCAUCAGUUGAUUGUUCCCUUGUAGCUAUAAGAAAAAAAGAAGAUCCAUUGAAUAAUAUUGCCAGUGGUGCAAUAACUGGUGGAAUAUUAUCAGCUCGAGGUGGUGUAGCUGCUAUUGCAGGAUCUGCUAUUUUUGGUGGCCUUUUAUUGGCUUUAAUAGAAGGAUUUAAUAUUGCUUUUUGGUAUAUUCAGGCUGAAGAAUUUAAACCUCAAGUUAUAUUGGAAACUAAACUUGAUGAUGAUAAAAAAGGAAAUGAAAAAAUGAUCGAUGAUAAAAGUGAUCAAAAUUAUCAAAAUAACAGCGGACAAAAUUUCAAUGAAACAAAUUUUAGUUCUGGCUAG
Molecule: messenger RNA, 588 nt
Organism: Daktulosphaira vitifoliae (grape phylloxera)
Lineage: Eukaryota; Metazoa; Arthropoda; Insecta; Hemiptera; Phylloxeridae
Product: mitochondrial import inner membrane translocase subunit Tim17-A-like
Exons: 2
Coding region: 28-588 (186 amino acids)
Biological process (GO): protein import into mitochondrial matrix
Cellular component (GO): mitochondrial inner membrane; TIM23 mitochondrial import inner membrane translocase complex
Molecular function (GO): transmembrane protein transporter activity
Source: RefSeq, a predicted model, not a curated record